AUGGGUCCAGCUGUCGAUGUGAUCAGCGUUGACCUCUUGCUCUGGAGCUUCUACUUUCUAUGCUUCAAGGAUGUUCAAAAUCGAUUCGUCUACGUCGUCAAACGAGGAUCUACCAAUGGGGAUGAUGAGCAAUUUUCGGAUGCGGCCAAACAUAAAACAGACGCUCAGGCAGCACCAUCUAGGAUUAUCGAGGAACAAUACCCAGCAAAGCUUUCAGAACGACUGAAUUGGAUCGGAACACUGCUCGUCUCUAUCCGCAUGAAGCAUUGGAAGGUCGGAGACGCUUCUCACGACCGACGACAACCUCCGGAGCUAGCUUUCAGGUCUCGGAGUGCCUUCAUGAACCUGGCAAUAAGGAGCUUCGUUCGAGGAUACCUGAUCCUGGACUUUACGAGAGCAUACAUCAGCUACGAUUCAUACUUUACGGAUGCCAACGUCUCCAUCUCCUCACCUCUGCCCUCCCGAACGCUCGACUUCGUCCCACCCCAAGUCUUCCGAAGCGCCAUCUUAGCGGCUCAAGCUUGGGCAGCGAUCAGUCAACUGAUGUAUCUACCCUGUUUGUUACCCUUAGGUCUCAACGCUCUGGGCUGGCUACCAGAUGAGUGGUCACCGCACCACUGGGCUCCUCUCUUCGGCCCCAUAAGCGUAAUCGCUCAGCGAGGCGUCCGCGGCUUCUGGGGCGAGUACUGGCACCAAGCGAUGCGCAUAAUGUCGGCCGGGCCGGGCUAUGCUGUCGUCGAUGUGCUAGGCAUAGCGCCUGGUAGCUUUCUCAGGUACGCGAUCGUCACCUCUGUUGCCUUCUUCUUGAGUGGUGUGGUUCACAUGGGUCUUGUACCUCCGGAGCCACUUCAUGCGAAAGAGAGCGUGAACAUGAUCAGGCUCAAAGUUGGGACGUUCUUUUGGCUGCAACCAACAGCUAUACUUGCAGAAGUUGCGGUUGGGAAGCUGAUGCUGGCGGUAUGUCCGCCUUCUGUACGCCAGACGAGUCUUCCCAUGGUGGGGCGAAAGGUGGUGAACGUUGCUUUCUUCCUAGCCUGGGCCACUUUUUGCCUGCCACUUCUGGGGGAUAUGGCACGACAGAUCGGGUACUGGCAUGUCUGGCCCGUGCCCUUGAGCCUUUGGAGAGGGAUAAGAGCAGAAGGGUGGUCGACUUGGAUCGAAAGAUGA
Messenger RNA from Saxophila tyrrhenica, 1167 nucleotides. RefSeq lists its product as uncharacterized. The record is from RefSeq and is a predicted model, not a curated record. The coding region runs from base 1 to 1167 and encodes 388 amino acids. NCBI's taxonomy places the organism in Eukaryota, Fungi, Ascomycota, Dothideomycetes, Mycosphaerellales, Extremaceae. The transcript has a single exon.